Messenger RNA from Soboliphyme baturini, 830 nucleotides. NCBI's taxonomy places the organism in Eukaryota, Metazoa, Nematoda, Enoplea, Dioctophymatida, Soboliphymatidae. The record is from the annotation of a GenBank genome assembly.
AUGGCCGAGAAAGUAAUUGUGUUGAUGACGGACGGCAAUUCUUACGACGAUUGGAAAACAGUCAAAGAAACGGCUGAAUAUAUCCAAGAGAGCAAGGUGAAGGUGUUCAUUCUGGCCUUAGGCUGGAGCGUGUAUAAGCCAGAACUGGAGAUUUAUGCCGGCAACCAUGGAAAAUUAUUCACUAAGGAGAACAUCUACUUGUUCGGCAACGAAAUCCGCAAAAUAGUGGGCACCAGCUGCUACGACUCGGCAAAAUCGUUUCAGUCAAGCAAUGGCAAUUCGUCGAGCAACCAACCUGGGACUCAUCCAAGGAGCCAAGAGGAACUUGCGGAUACCAUGCAAAAAGAUUUGAUAACGAGUCUGAAAUCGAUUGAAAAUAUUGAAAUGCUAAGAUGUGCCGUCGAUAUCGUAUUUGUUCUGGACGCUUCUGGCAGCACCGAACUUGGAUUCUACGGCCAAAUCCAGAUGAUGAUAAACCUGGUCAAAAUCAUGACCGUAAAUCCGUACGCACACAGGGUGGCUGUCAUCGAAUACAGCGGACUGGAUAUGCAAAAAGUGCAGUUUGGCCUCGAUAAAUACAAAGACAAAGGUUCCUUAAUCGUGGCCAUCCAGAAACUGCCGUUUUUCUCGGGAAUCACGAUGACCGGCGAAGCCCUGAAGCUGAUCCAGACGGUUGCGAGGAAGCGAAGACGCAGCGUUCCUCUGCUGAUAAUCGUUCUAACCGACGGCGUGACGUACGACGAGGUUUCCAACACAGCAGCUGCUAUCCGAAACAUGGACAGCGUCGUAAUGGCAACGGUGACAACCGUACAGCCAUAUAACUGGUAAUU